Xenia sp. Carnegie-2017 is the source of this 1154-nucleotide messenger RNA. RefSeq names its product mitochondrial import inner membrane translocase subunit Tim21-like. Lineage: Eukaryota; Metazoa; Cnidaria; Anthozoa; Malacalcyonacea; Xeniidae. Gene Ontology annotation, cellular component: TIM23 mitochondrial import inner membrane translocase complex. Bases 27 to 809 code for a protein of 260 amino acids. The record is from RefSeq and is a predicted model, not a curated record. Gene Ontology annotation, biological process: protein import into mitochondrial matrix. The transcript has 6 exons.
UUAACGGUUUUGCCAAUCGGUUACAUAUGGCGGACCGAAUCAAAAAUAUGUACUUUCUGAUUCAGAAAACUUCACAUAUUACAAAAGUACUCCAUCCUUUAUGCGCCUUGCCUAGACAUAAACUUAUUCCAGUUAAUUGUAGCUUGUGGUCGUUGGCAAAUCAAGCUUGUGGAACAAAUGCUUGCAAAGUAUUUAACGAAAUCGAACGGACAAAAGGUUUCCCACUUUUACAGAAGAGGAGUUUAUCAUUGCGGCAAUUUCACGGACGUGCCUCAAAUGUAAAAUAUCAAAAGGCUAAGAAACCAGAAACUUUACAAGAGCUUGUUGAGGCGACUGAUGGAACGCAGACAGCCGUAACAGUUGGUCAAAAAGUUGUUCAAGCUGGAAAGGAUGUCAGUUAUUUUGCCAUUCUUUUGGCUGGAUUUGCUGUUACAGGUGCAUUGUUAUGGUAUGUGAUCAGUGAACUGUUCCUCAGUAGCAGUCCCAAUAAAAUUUAUGCCGAUGCUUUAAAGAAAGUGAAAAUGAAUGAAGAGAUCAUUGAUGCACUUGGGGAGCCAAUCAAAGGAUACGGAGAAGAAACUGGAAGAGGUCGUAGACGUCAUAUAAGUUAUCAAGAAUAUAUUGUGGGAGAAGAUAGUUACAUGAGAGUGAGAUUUUAUGUUUCUGGUUGUUAUCGCAAGGGAACGGUUCACGUUGAUAUGAAGCAAAUGUCUUCAAGGCGUUAUGAAUAUCGCUACAUAUUUGUCGAACUAGAUGGCUUUCCCUCGCGGACGAUUGUUAUUUUGGACAACAGGCUGGAAACUGGUUGAAGUUUAGCAGAAAUAGAGCAGUAACUUUACUAUAAAUGUAUUGAUUUACACGAUGAAUUAUCUACUCGAAGGUUUAUGGUGAACGGGAAAAUUGAGCUGGCUUUGUCUGGCGUUCUUUUUUAAUUAUUUUAGAGAAACGUUGACACACUGAUCGUCAAAUGACAUAACUUCUGUCGUUAAACAAAAUGAAUCACUGGAGAUGAAUUGCAAUUGUGAUUUUAGGUGUCUUAUUUAUUCUUCGUAGGCAGUGUCAUCGUAUAAAUUUAUUGCUGCAAAAACCAGUAAUUUUGCUUGCUUGCUUAGUAACUACACCUGAUUAUACCACGAAAGACUGAAUAUCAAUAA